AGUGUGUAGUGAGGGGUUUUACAGCCUUAAAACAUCUAUAAUAAUUUUAAAAAAUAAAGCUGGCUACUUUGCGGAUUUAAUCUGUCGCGGGUUAUUUUCAAAACGUGACUCCUGCGAUAAAUGAGGGACCACUGUACAAGAAUCACUCCUUUUAGCAUUUACCAAAAAUCUAAAUUGUGUCAAUUAUGACUAAUGAAACAGGACAUGAAGUCAUUCUCAUUUAAUGAAAAGUUAACAACGCAAAAGAAAAUUUCUGAGCUUGUUUUGAUGCAUGAAUACUUGUUGUUGAAUUGAAGAAGAAAGGUGUGGUAAGGUGCUUUGACAUAAUGAUUUGACGAAAGAAGACUUGAAAGUAUGAAUGAUCAUGCUGUAAAAAUGUAAACACACCCAAACCUGAUGUCACCUGUUCAGUAUAUAAAGUGCAGUGGUGCUCCUCAGCUUUAGUAUCACGGUCCAGGCAAACUAAUCCGCAGAACUGACCUGUUCAUCACAAUGAAGCUGCUGUUUUCUCUGUUUCUCCUCUGGGCACUCUCUACCACAGCUGGAGCCCUUGUAUGCCAAACCUGCACAGAUUCGACGUGUUCAAGCACAGUACCAGUUACAUGUUCAUCGGAAACAAUGUGUGUUACAGCUACCAUUCUAGCUACUUUAUCUGGAACUACGACAACACAAAUCUACAAGGCAUGUGCAUCUUCCUCCCUGUGUCCAGCCGUAACCUCUCAGACAUUUUCAGUCGACCUGGGUUUUCAAAGUGCUCUGGCUUCUGCUCAAUGCUGCGACACAGAUAACUGCAACUCAGCAACUCUGACAAAUCCUGCUUCUCAGUCAAAUAAUGGUGGGGUAUGCAACUUUUGUGACCCUUCCACUGGUCAGUGCUCCUCCACAUUACAGUGUCAGGGAGUGGAGAACCAAUGCUUCCAAUCAAUCAUCAAAAGCAGCACCAGCACGUAUCCAGCUCGGGGCUGCGCAUCUGCAAACCUGUGUGCAGCUGCUUCAAGCCUGGGAUCUCUACCUUUCAUGCAGAGCGUUGGUAGCGUAUCAGGUGUUGCCUGUUCUGCAGCACCAACUACAACUGCUGCCCCGACUACAACCACCGCCCCAACUACAACUACAACCACCGCUGCGACCACAACCACCAUCCCAGCUACAACUACAACCACCGCCGCGACCACAACUGCCGUCCCAACUACAACCACCGCCACGACCACAACUACCGUCCCAACUACAACCACCGCUGCGACUACAACCACCGCCGCGACUACAACCAGCGCCGCAACCACAACCACCAUCACAGCUACAACUACAACCACCGCCAUGACCCCAACCACCGUCCCAGCUACAACCACCCCCCCAACUACAACCACUGCCCCAACAACAACUACAACCACCGCCGCAACUACAACCACCGCCGCGACCACAACAACCGCCGCGACCACAACCACCGCCCCAGCUACAACUACAACCACCGCCCCAACUACAACCACCAUUCCAACAACAACUACAACCACCGCCGCAACAACAACCACCGCUGCGACCACAAGCACCGUCCCAGCUACAACUACAAAAAAUGCCCCAACUACAACCACCACCGCAACUACAACCACCACCCCAACAACAACUACAACCACCGCCACAACUAUAACUACAACCACCGCCGCAACUACAACCACCGCCCCAACUACAACCACAACCACCGCCGCAACUACAACCACCACCCCAACAACAACUACCGUCCCAACUACAACCACUAACCCAACUUCAACCACCAUCCCAACUACAAUCACUGUCCCAACUACCACCAGUACAACUACAACCACCGCCCCAACAACAACCACCACCCUAACAACCACCGUCCCAACUACAACCACCGCCACGACCACAACUACCGUCCCAACUACAACCACCGCUGCGACUACAACCACCGCCGCGAUUACAACCACCGCCGCAACCACAACCACCAUCACAGCUACAACUACAACCACCGCCAUGAGCCCAACCACCAUCCCAGCUACAACCACCCCCCAAACUACAACCACUGCCCCAACAACAACUACAACCACCGCCGCAACUACAACCACCGCCGCGACCACAACCACCGCCCCAGCUACAACUACAACCACCGCCCCAACUACAACCACCGCCCCAACUACAACCACCAUUCCAACAACAACUACAACCACCGCGGCAACAACAACCACCGCUGCAACCACAAGCACCGUCCCAGCUACAACUACAACCAAUGCCCCAACUACCACCACCACCGCAACUACAACCACCACCCCAACAACAACUACAACCACCGCCACAACUACAACUACAACCACCGCCUCAACUACAACCACCGCCCCAACUACAACCACAACCACCGCCGCAACUACAACCACCACCCCAACAACAACUACCGUCCCAACUACAACCACUAACCCAACUUCAACCACCAUCCCAACUACAAUCAGUGUCCCAACUACCACCAGUACAACUACAACAACCGCCCCAACAACAACCACCACCCUAACAACCACUGUCCCAACUACAACCAGUACCACGACAACCACCGCCCCAACGACAACCACCGCCCCAACUACAACCAGUACAACGCCAACCACCACCCCAACGCCAACCACCGCCCCAACUACAACCAGUACAACGACAACCACCACCCCAACAACCACCGUCCCAACUACAACCAGUACAACGGCAACCACCGCCCCGACGACAACCACCACCUCAACAACCACCGUCCCAACUACAACCAGUACAACGCCAACCACCACCCUAACGCCAACCACCGCCCCAACUACAACCAGUACAACGGCAACCACCACCCCAAUGACAACCACCGCCCCAACAACAACCACCACCCCAACAACAACCACCGCCCCAACAACAACAACCACCCCAACAACCACCGUCCCAACUACAACCAGUACUACGACAACCACCGUCCCAACUACAACCAGUACAGCGGCAACCACCACCCCAACAACCACCGCCCCAACAACAACCAGUGCAACGACAACCACCACCCCAAUGACAACCACCGCCCCAACAACAACAACCACCCCAACAACCACCGUCCCAACUACAACCAGUACUACAACAACCACCACCCCAACAACAACUACCGUCCCAACUACAACUAGUACAACGCCAACCACCACCCCAACAACCACCGCCCCAACUACAACCAGUACAACGCCAACCACCACCCCAACAACCACUGUCCCAACUACAACCACCGCCCCAACGCCAACCACCACCCCAACAACCACUGUCCCAACUACAACCAGUACUACGACAACAACCACUGUCCCAACUACAACCAGUACAACGCCAACCACCACCCCAACGACAACCACCGCCCCAACUACAACCAGUACAACGCCAACCACCACCCCAACGACAACCACCGCCCCAACUACAACCAGUACAACGGCAACCACCACCCCAACGACAACCACCGCCCCUACAACAACAACCACCACUACGACAACCACCGCCCCAACAACAACCACCACCCCAACAACCACUGUCCCAACUACAACCACCACUCCAGCAACAACCACCGUCCCAACUACAACCAGUACAACUACAACCACCACCCCAACAACCACUGUCCCAACUACAACCAGUACAACGCCAACCACCACCCCAACAACCAUUGUCCCAACCACAACCAGUACAACGGUAACCACCACCCCAACGACAACAAGUACUACGACAACCACCACCCCAACGACAACCACUACAACUACAACCACAGUCCCAACGACAACCAGUACAACUACAACCACUGCCUCAACAACAACCACCACCCCGGCUACAACCACUACAACUCCAACCACUACCCCAACUAUAACCACCGCCCUAACUACAGCUACAUCCAGUACCCCAACUAUAACCUCCGCCUCAACAACAGCUACUGCCCCAACUACAACUUUCACCCCAACUACAACCACGGCCCCAACUACAACCACUACACCAAGUACAACCACCGCCUCAACAACCACCACUCAAACGACAACCAUCACCCCAAAAACAACCACCGCUCCAACAACAAUCACCGCCCCAACUACAGCUACUUCCAGUACCCCAACUACAACAACCACCUCAACAACCACCACCACAACUACAACUGUCACCCCAACUACAACCACAGCCACAACUACAACCACCACCCCAACUACAACUACCGCCACAACUACAGCCACCACCCCAACUACAACUACAACCACC
Molecule: messenger RNA, 4236 nt
Organism: Oreochromis aureus
Lineage: Eukaryota; Metazoa; Chordata; Actinopteri; Cichliformes; Cichlidae
Product: mucin-2-like
Exons: 5
Source: RefSeq, a predicted model, not a curated record